AUGACUUUGCCGCAAUUUUUGUUCGGCCCCACCAUGAAUCAUGCCACUUCUUUCUUGAACCUACCUCCGUACAAAGAGGGUGUUAGCUAUACGAGUAAGAUUUUUUAUUUUUGUUUUAAAAACGACUUAUAUUUUGAUUUUUACUUAAAAAUCAAUCAAUUUUUUUGAAAAAACUUUUUAGAUAACAAAAAUAUGUUAAUUUUAACCUUCAUGUUUAAGCUUCAAGAUCAAACUUUGUAUUAUUGUGUUCUUUGUAACAUUUCAAAUUACUGUUCUUUGUUUUAAAUUGAUAUUAAUGAUAUGUUCCAGCUUAAAAAUUACCUACAUUAACAUGUUUCAGGUGUAAAAGUUUAAAACAUUGCAAAAUAUACAAACGUACCUAGGAUUUUAUAUCCUGGUUGACUAAUUGCAAAUAUCUUUCAGAGAACUUAGACAUAUAAACAUUUAAAAUUUAAAGUUUAAAAUGAAAAAAGCCGUACUGAAAAACCUUAUCGUACUGAAAAAACCUUAUCGUAUUGACAAAUCUUAUUGUACUAUAUUAUAAAGUGAUACUAUAAAAUCACAUUAAACCUCAAAAAACUACGCUUAAAAACCUUAUCGUACUCAAAAGCCACCUAAAAAAUUAUUUUACAAAACAUUUCAGAUCACCUAUAGUAUCCGCAGGCCCCUUUUCUAAAUUCCGCUUUUUUCAGAACGUGUGCCAAAUUGCCAGAAAUGCGGUCAACACGGGCGGAAGUCGCGUCUGAAGGGCCAUAAGCGCGUGUGCCCAUUCAAGGACUGCAACUGUCCCAAAUGCCAAGUGGUCAGCGAACGCCAAAAGCUAAUGGCCGACCAAAUCAAGAUCCGUCGCCGUCAACGCAAAGAUACCAUCAUGAAUUUGACCAGAGAGAAGAUCACGGCCACAUUGAACGCCGCCGCGGCAGUAGCGGCCGUUCCAGUUCCCGGCUUCCCGCAAUUGAGUGCUUUGUGUAAGUUUUUUUGAGUUUUUGUGGGUCUUACCGGUCGAUAUUUUAGAAAAUUACCGGUCGAUAUUUUAGAUGAAACCUUGAUAAGAUGUUUUACGAAAUUUAUAGUUAUCAAAUUUUUUAAAACUGCCAAAAGUUUCAAGCAAAAAUCUUUUAAGAUUCCAAAAACGUAUGUUAAUUACCAUGACAUUUGGGAAGUGUUUAUCUCCCCUCCCUUUCGUUAGGACUUGUUUUUUCAACGUAAAGUGCGUAUAAAGUGCACGUUUCGAUUAUUUGGAAACAUUUGAGCCAUAAUAAAUUUGUUUACUGUCUGGCCCACUUCCGCGCCUUUUUUCUAAUUACCUCAGGGCUUUAAAUUAGAGAUCGUGUUUAAAGUUUUAUAUGAUUACACGCUUGUGACGUGUUGAAUUACAUUAGACACUGUUGUUACAUCGUUCAAACACGUAUUUCCUUUAUGUAGUACGUAUUAGAAAAGUUUUUGUCUGACAUUGGGGUAAGUGUAGGUUGAAGAACGGUUCACAUUCAUACUUUUAAACAAUUAUAUUUAAUUAAAUAGAGGUAAAAGGUUUACAAUACACCUUCACGUGUAAGUCAUAUACCUUAAUAUGUCAGCUCCCACAGACGUAUGCACUUGCCGUGUUUUUGUAUGGAUUAAGAGUGUAACAAGUCUGUUUCUUGUUUUUAAGCUAAUAGUGCAAAUGUUAAAGAUUAGGCUGUCGAAAAGUUCUUUAUUAUUGUCUGUGCAUUAAGUGGGGGUGUGUGUCUCAUAUAAAAACAACUAAAUUUACUAGCUCAUGAAGUUUGAAUCUUAAGGGUACAAACAAAAAAAUGGCAAUAAAAACAAAAAUUACUGUAAGAUAUAUAAUUAAACAUAAUUCAAAAUUAAUACAGACACAUAUAUUAACUAAAACUUUUUUCAGACUCCGCUGCAGCUACCGGAAAUGUAAACCCAGCCGCCUUCACCCGCCCACCCAUGCCCAACCCUUUGGGUCCACUAGGUAUGCCCGGACUAAAUAUGGCCGCUCUCACCCAAGCCGGCCUCGACAACCGCAGUUCCCCAUUGAGCAUGAACAGCCUAGCUACCAUCUCUUCAUCACCUCAAACAUCUACUAUAAUGUCGCCGCCUUCAACUCUAGGAAUGACGAUUCCUUCACAUGCAUCUAGUCCAGUUCUUUCCUCAACUUCCUCGGCCGACUUGACUCCACCACAAUCGGCCGGUCUUUCUGCACCUGUAGCCAUCAACUCACUCAUGAAUCCGGCUUCAUCUAACCCCGGGUUGCUGGACAACCAGCAAUUGUUGCAACUUUUGUUGUUGUGUCAACAAACCCCACAACAAUCGGCCGGCUUAGGCCACAAUAGCAUGGCCCAGACCACGUUAAAUCAGCCAAUGGUUUCGAAUCCCACUUCACCCACUGGAAACAUGGACAUGAGCGAACAGUUGCAACAAUUGUUGGCUUUGGCUGCCAUGAAUCAACAGACAGUCCAACAACUUAGCCCACCUCCAGAAGACAUGAAGAAGUUCAUUGACAACAUUGACUCGGGGUCAGAGAAGCAUUCUUCAUCGGAAGGUGGUGACGAUGAAGAAGGCAAUGAUGACGUCGAUGUUGUCUAA
Molecule: messenger RNA, 2577 nt
Organism: Bursaphelenchus okinawaensis
Lineage: Eukaryota; Metazoa; Nematoda; Chromadorea; Rhabditida; Aphelenchoididae
Source: the annotation of a GenBank genome assembly